Messenger RNA from Bactrocera oleae (olive fruit fly), 756 nucleotides. The record is from RefSeq and is a predicted model, not a curated record. Lineage: Eukaryota; Metazoa; Arthropoda; Insecta; Diptera; Tephritidae.
UUUCAGAUUAUUGAUGAUUUUUUGAAUGCCUCCAAAAAGAAUGGAGCAGUACUCUUUAGUUUGGGUUCGAACAUGAAAAGUUCCAGCAUACAACCAGAGACUGUUAAUAUAAUUUACAAAGUACUACAGGAACAUAACGUGAUUUGGAAGUGGGAAAAUUUGGAAAAUACCCCUGGUAAUGCCUCAAAUAUACUCUACCAAAAAUGGUUACCCCAAGAUGAUAUACUCGCACAUCCUAACCUUAAGCUUUUCAUCACACAUGCCGGCAAGGGUGGAAUGGUGGAAGCGAUUUAUCACAGUGUGCCUAUGGUUGCAAUACCAAUAUUUGCUGAACAACCCACGAAUGCUGCUAAAAUAGUGUCUUCCGGUUAUGGAGUACUAGUGGACAUUUUAAAUUUGGAAGAAAAUAAGUUCAGAGACGCCAUAUUGGAAGUUCUUCAUAACCCAAUAUAUCGCAGUAAUGUGCGUCGAUUUUCAGAACUAUAUCGAAAUCGUCCAUUGACUGCUGGAGAAUCUGUUAUUUUUUGGGUUAAAUAUGUUAUACGUCAUCAUGGAGCUGUACACAUGCAAAGUCCACUGAUUCAUUUGAAUUUUGUUCAGUCGAAUAGCUUGGACGUUAUAUUAGCUAUCUUGAUAACACUUUAUUUGCUGUGGAAGUUGCUGAAAUUUAUUUGUAAGCUUUUAUAUAAAUUAGUCCGUUUAGCUAUAGGAAAACAAAAUGCAGCGCUUUCGAAUAAAUCAAAAAAGGAAUGAGUU